CUUGUUGCUCACUCCAGUCAAAGUGAAGGGUUCGCUCGUCUUUAGCAAGAAAUGGCAACGUCCGUGAAGCUCUACACAGGUGCAGAAAUGCCUAUAAUCGGGCUAGGGACAUGGAAAUCUGAGCCUGGAAAAGUGAAAGAAGCAGUGAAAGCAGCCAUCGCGGCAGGCUACAGGCACAUCGAUGGGGCGUUCAUCUACAUGAACGAGGUGGAGGUGGGCGAGGGAAUCCAUGACAUGAUCAACGAUGGAGUGGUCAAGCGAGAGGACCUUUUUAUCGUUAGUAAGCUGUGGUGCACCUUCCAUGCCAAGUCCAUGGUUAGGCAAGCUUGUGAGAAGACCCUCAGCGAUCUAAAACUGUCCUAUCUCGACCUGUAUCUGGUGCACUGGCCUAUGGGAUUCAUGGCUGGUGACGAAACAUUUCCUUUAGACAGCAACGGAGAAACAAUUCCUGAUAAGUCUGACUUCCUUCAGACGUGGGAGGGGAUGGAGGAACUAGUAGAUGCCGGUCUGGUCAAAGCCAUAGGCAUUUCCAAUUUCAAUCGGGAUCAAACUGAGCUUAUCUUGAACAAGCCGGGCCUCAAAUACAAGCCGGCAAAUAACCAGGUUGAGUGCCAUCCGUUCCUGUGCCAGGAGAAUCUGAUCAACUACUGCCAUUCCAAGGGCAUCACCAUGACAGCAUACAGCCCGCUUGGCUCACCUGACAGACCCUGGGCAAAACCGGACGACCCGUCACUUUUGGAACAUCCUGAUAUCAAGGCCAUAGCUGAGAAAUACAAUAAAACUUCAGCGCAGGUCCUGAUCCGCUUCCAAAUCCAGAGGAAUGUGAUUGUCAUUCCAAAAUCGGUCACGCCUGUCCGCAUCCAGCAGAAUUUCAAGGUGUUUGACUUCCAACUCAGCGAUGAGGAUAUGAAAACUAUUUUGGGAUUUAAUCGGAAUUGGAGAGUCUGUGCGAUGCAGUGGAGCAUCAAGCACAAGGACUACCCUUUCCACGCUGAAUUCUGA
Nerophis lumbriciformis (worm pipefish) is the source of this 1002-nucleotide messenger RNA. The record is from RefSeq and is a predicted model, not a curated record. NCBI's taxonomy places the organism in Eukaryota, Metazoa, Chordata, Actinopteri, Syngnathiformes, Syngnathidae.